CAGGCAGCGGGACCGCAGGCGGCGGUAGCGGAGGAGAGCGGACAGAGGGCUUCUGCGCGCGCGGCGAGGAUGGAACGUUGAUAGAGUUCGCGGGUCUCGCUGCUGGGGGCCUGAGCCGCACGCAGUGCGCCGUCGCGCUCCAGAGCGGGAAUCCGAGAGGCGGGCACGUCUGCAAUUAAUGCAAGCAUUUAAAACUCCCGAACCUGCGGACGCCAUGCAUAGGAAACACCUCCAGGAGAUUCCCGACCAGAGUAGCAACGUUACCACCAGCUUCACGUGGGGAUGGGAUUCUAGCAAGACUUCUGAACUGCUUUCAGGCAUGGGGGUGUCCGCCUUGGAGAAGGAGGAGGUGGACAGUGAGAACAUCCCCCAGGAACUUCUCUCAAACUUGGGCCACCCGCAGAGCCCUCCACGAAAACGGCUGAAGAGCAAAGGGAAUGAAAAGGACUUUGUAAUCGUCCGCAGGCCUAAGCUGAAUCGAGAGAACUUUCCAGGAGUUUCUUGGGACUCGCUUCCGGAUGAGCUGCUCUUAGGAAUCUUUUCCUGCCUGUGUCUCCCCGAACUCCUGAAAGUCUCCAGUGUUUGUAAGAGAUGGUAUCAUCUAGCGUUUGAUGAGUCUCUCUGGCAGACCUUGGACCUCACGGGUAGAAACCUCCACCCGGAUGUGAUUGGUCGGCUGCUGUCUCGAGGGGUGGUUGCCUUCCGCUGCCCACGAUCGUUUAUAGACCAACCGUUAGUUGAACAUUUCAGCCCUUUUCGUGUGCAGCACAUGGACCUUUCGAACUCGGUCAUUGACGCGUCUACCCUCCGCGGGCUCCUGUCUCAGUGCUCCAAGUUGCAGAACCUCAGCCUUGAAGGCCUGCAGCUCUCAGAUCCCAUUGUCAAUAACCUUGCUCAGAACACAAAUUUAGUGCGGCUAAACUUUUCUGGGUGUUCUGGAUUCUCUGAAUCUGCCCUGAAGACUUUGCUGAGCAGCUGCUCCAGGUUGGAUGAGCUGAAUCUCUCCUGGUGUUACGACUUCACUGAAAAGCACGUGCAGGUGGCGGUUGCACACGUGUCGGAGACCAUCACCCAGCUGAACCUUAGCGGCUACCGGAAGAAUCUCCAGAAAUCAGAUGUCUCUACCCUAGUUGGAAGAUGCCCCAAUCUUGUCCACCUAGACUUAAGCGAUAGCGUCAUGCUGAAGCAUGACUGCUUUCAGGAAUUUUAUCAGCUCAACUACCUCCAGCACCUAUCACUCAGUCGAUGCUAUGACAUAAUACCUGAAACUUUACUUGAACUUGGCGAAAUCCCCACACUCAAAACACUACAAGUCUUUGGAAUCGUGCCAGAUACUACCCUUCAACUGUUAAAGGAAGCCCUUCCUCAUCUACAGAUUAAUUGUUCCCAUUUCACCACCAUUGCCAGGCCAACCAUUGGCAACAAAAAGAAUCAGGAGAUAUGGGGCAUCAAAUGCCGACUGACACUGCAAAAGCCCAGUUGUCUAUGAAGUAUCUAUUGCAGGAUGGUGUCUCCUCCUUUCUUUGAACAGGGAAAAUAGGCAGGAAGCCCAAUUGCUGGAGAGCUCAGCUAUUUUUAUUCUUGGUUUUCCCUUGCCUUCUUUCUACAAGUAUAUUAGAGAACCAUUUGAGAGAGAAAACUUUGAAGUCUUGCUUUUUUUAAAGGACUAAGAAAGCUUUUAUCACUGCUAUACCCUUAAAAGCCUAAGUUGAUGGCCUUUUGUAAUCUUAGGAGAGUAAGCCUGUAAUUUCAGGAUAUCUUGAAGAGCAAGAUUUGAGCCACCUCUUCCAAGUGCCCUUCUUAUUAAAUCUAUUAAGAAUCAAGCUUCAAAAUCACCAGCAAAUCAUUUUCAUAGCCUAUAUGGCAGCUGAGCUUUCUUCUAUUUAAUUUGUCAGUACUGCUUUCUAAGACAUAGAUUUGCAAGAAUAAUAAGCUAUUUGUAUUAUAAGCUGAACAGAGUGAGACUCAUAGAGUAGAUUGAGGCAGUCUCUCCUGAGGAUUGAAAGAAAAAUGCUUUGAAAGAAAUUUCAGCUUUGCCUUUAGAUUUGAAAAUAGGUUGAUGGAAACAAAUAGCCCUGGGCAAUUCACCUUAAAACCUAAGUUUAAAAAAAGCAAACAACCAGCCAACCAGAGGUAGAGAGUUGGUAGAGAAUUUGAAGGCUCAGGAGGCAACUUUCUAUGACAGGUUAACCUGAACGAUCCUCUAACGCACGUGAAUGAAGUCUCCUUUAUGUACUGUGUUCCCAGGAUUCUCAAUCAGCUGAGGAAAUUUAAUUGUGGACUUCUGUCUUUAUGAUCAAAUUAUGUUAAUGUGUGUUCUUUAGCUUUUAAAAUGACUUGCUUUGUUUUAGAAAGGUGGUAGUGACCGGUCAGUCUCUAAUUCUUGAAAUGUUGGAUGGAAGGCUGAACUGAGGUUGCCUGCCAUGUUCCUUUUUCGCUGAGGUUCUUGAAGUUAUUUUUAUAUUACUCUGGAAUCAAGUAUUUUAAAUUGUCCUUUUUUUUUCUUCUUAAUGGUCUCCCACAAUGAUGGUUUGAAACUACCCAUUUUAUAAGGUUGCUGGACGUUGAGUUCCCUAAGAGGAACUGCAUGUUCCUUUCUGUCAGAAACACACACUAGAAGUAGGUGUAUGUCCCACACAGUUUCAGAGCAAGUAAGCACAACUUGCACCUACAUAAAAGUGAAGACUCAGGUGUUGAACCUUUUGCUAACAUCAGCGAUUUUUUUAAUGAUACAUAGAAGCAACAGGAUUAAAUUCUACUUAAAAAAAAAACAAAACACUAAUUUCUUUUUUAAAUUGAGGACCUCUCGUAUGUUCAAAAUGGAACAAAAGCCAGAACUCAUCCUUUCGAUUAACAUUGCUUAAGUCAGAUUUUUCAAGUGUUAGAAACAGUGGUAUGAAGUGCCCUGAUCUGUUCAGGCCUAAGGAAGGAAAUUUUCAAGUAGUGUGCUACAGGGAAUGAUUAGGUUUCAAUUUCGUAGUAGUUAAAAAGUGCUAAAUACUACUUGAAAUUAUUGUUUACAGAUUAGUGACAAGGGCUGGAGACAGGCUCCGGUUGGACUCUGACUUCCGGAUGCCCUCAGACAUACAGUACUUCCAAACUCAAGUCCAGCCAUAAGCUAUUUUGCUAACGUGUCAGAGUAAUCUGUAUUUUUGUAUGUGAUUUCUACUUUUAUAGACUUGUUUUAAAAAUAAAACACAUUUUUAUAAAAA
Camelus dromedarius (Arabian camel) is the source of this 3212-nucleotide messenger RNA. It is a transcript of the gene SKP2, whose product is annotated as S-phase kinase associated protein 2. Gene Ontology annotation, cellular component: nucleus; SCF ubiquitin ligase complex; cytosol. Gene Ontology annotation, molecular function: protein binding. The transcript has 10 exons. Gene Ontology annotation, biological process: regulation of cell cycle; G2/M transition of mitotic cell cycle; SCF-dependent proteasomal ubiquitin-dependent protein catabolic process. The record is from RefSeq and is a predicted model, not a curated record. The coding region runs from base 179 to 1489 and encodes 436 amino acids. NCBI's taxonomy places the organism in Eukaryota, Metazoa, Chordata, Mammalia, Artiodactyla, Camelidae.